Messenger RNA from Synchiropus splendidus (mandarinfish), 1893 nucleotides. It is a transcript of the gene myca, whose product is annotated as MYC proto-oncogene, bHLH transcription factor a. Lineage: Eukaryota; Metazoa; Chordata; Actinopteri; Syngnathiformes; Callionymidae. The record is from RefSeq and is a predicted model, not a curated record. Gene Ontology annotation, molecular function: DNA-binding transcription factor activity, RNA polymerase II-specific; RNA polymerase II cis-regulatory region sequence-specific DNA binding; protein dimerization activity. The transcript has 3 exons. Gene Ontology annotation, biological process: regulation of transcription by RNA polymerase II; positive regulation of cell population proliferation. Bases 200 to 1474 code for a protein of 424 amino acids.
AGGGGUGGUGUUUCUCCGGCUCUUCCCUGCAGCCCAGCUCUUCAUGCUCGCGCCGCACAGACCCGCGCUCUCGGAUUUAAUGCUCCUGUCGAGUUGGACUAACUUUCCUCGCCAUUGUCGCAGACCUCCGCUUUUGAUUUCGGCGCCUCUUUUCGCCCCCGCUCGCUUGAAAGCAGAAGCCUCGCCGUGAGCUUCCACCAUGCCGCUCAGCUCCGCCAGUAAAAACUACGAUUACGACUACGACUCCCUGCAGCCGUAUUUCUACUACGACAACGAGGAGGAGGAUUUUUACCCGCAGCAGCUCCAGCCUCCGGCUCCGAGCGAGGACAUCUGGAAGAAGUUCGAGCUCCUGCCGACGCCCCCGCUGUCGCCCAGCCGCCGGCCGUCUCUCUCCAGCCUCUUCCCAUCCACGGCGGACCAGCUGGAGAUGGUGACCGAGUUCCUGGGGGACGACGCGGUCAACCAGAGCAUCAUCUGCGACGCCGACUACUCGCAGAGCUUCCUCAAGUCCAUCAUCAUCCAGGACUGCAUGUGGAGCGGCUUCUCGGCCGCGGCCAAGCUGGAGAAGGUGGUGUCCGAGCGGCUGGCGUCCCUCCACGCUGCCCGCCGGGAGACGGCAGCUGCGGGGGAUCCAGCCCACUGGAAGCUCAACAGCAACUACCUGCAAGAUCUGAACACCUCAGCCUCGGAGUGCAUUGACCCGUCCGUAGUGUUCCCCUAUCCAAUGAUGGAGACCCCUAAGCAGAGCGGGGUGACACCUUCUAGUAAGGACCUGGGCUUGGACACUCCGCCCAACAGUGGCAGCAGCAGCAGCAGCUGUAGUGAUUCAGAGGAGGAGGACGGUGACGAUGAGGAAGAGGAGGAAGAUGAGGAUGAAGAGGAGGACGAUGAUGACGAUGAUGAUGAUCAGGAGGAAGAGGAGAUUGACGUGGUGACAGUGGAGAAAAGGCAAGCGGUUAAACGCUGCGACUCCAGCACGGUGGAAACCCGGCAUCCCAGCCCACUCGUUCUGAAGAGAUGUCACGUCUCCACCCACCAGCACAAUUACGCCGCCCACCCCUCCAUGAGGCACGAGCAGCCGGCUGUCAAGAGGCUGAAGCUGGACAGCAGCAACACCAGCAGCACCACCACCAGCAGCAGCAGCCGGGUUCUCAAGCAGAUCAGCAGCAACCGAAAGUGCUCCAGCCCGCGGACGUCCGACACCGAGGACUACGACAAGAGAAGGACUCAUAACGUUCUGGAGCGACAGAGGAGGAACGAGCUCAAGUUGAGCUUCUUCGCCCUGCGGGACGAGAUUCCCGAGGUGGCCAACAACGAGAAGGCGGCCAAAGUGGUGAUCCUGAAGAAGGCCACCGAGUGCAUUUACAGCAUGCAGUCGGACGAGCACAGACUGCUGUCGCUGAAGGAGCAGCUGAGGAAGAGGAGUGAACUUUUAAAACACAAACUCUCUCAGCUGCAGAGCUGUCGAGCCUAAACCUAGAGACUCCUGUUCCGUUAAAUGCAAGUUCACCAGUUGGGUUGUACAGUUGUUGCAUGGAAAUGCAAAAGAAGAGAAUUAAGUUUUCUUUUGUUUUUUGGAAUCUCGUUUGAUUUCAAUGUUAAAACUGCCUCAAUUGAAGUUUGGGUGGAGUAAAUAUUUAAAAGUUUAUUUUUGUUAAUAAAACGUUGGAAAAAAAUAGGGGCUGUUGUUAUUGCAAGCCCUUAAAAAUAAAUAUAAAUUUUUAUGUUUUGUAUAUAAUUAAUAUUUCCUAAGAAAAUGUAUUUUUGGAUCUCAAUUUGUCUGGAUGCUCAGACCAAGUGUUUGGUUUUUCAUUAUGUUCCUAGAUUCCUUUUUGAAUAUAAAAAAUGUUUCUCUUGAGUUUGUGUCCUUGUUUUUGCACACGCGAUGACACC